AUGAAACAACAUUUUAGUCCUUCUGCACACAAGGAAAUUGAUUUAUGUAAUCGUCAAAAAAAUAAUAAAAGGUCUCUUAUAUUUUCUUUGAAUAAUAAAUUUCAAUUUAUACUAAGUGGCUACUCAGAAUAUAGCGAUAAAACAGAUGAAGAUAUAAAUAAUUUAAAGAAAUUGCUAAAAUUUGAAUUAUGUUUUAUAUUAUAUAACACUAAUAAAUAUUCAAACCAGUGCAAAUGGAUCCUCAUUUUGUGGAUGCCUGAAAAAAUGGAGAAAAAUGGGAAAAAUGAAAAAAGUGAGCAAAAUGGGAAAAAUGAAAAAAGUGAGCAAAAUGGGAAAAAUGAAAAAAGUGAGCAAAAUGAAAAAAGUGAACAAAAUCAUAAUCGCGUAUGCAAUUUAAACAAACUGAUCUAUCACAAUUUAAAAAAUAAAAUUCUUGACAUAAUUAAUGAUAGCGAUAUUUUAUGUUUUCAAAUUAAAACGUUUUCCGAGUUAGAAAAUUGCAUAAAUCGUAAUGUUGUUAAAUUUAGCAACCCAAACUAUAUUGAUACUAACUGUUUAGACAUUUUUCCUAAUAAUACAAAAGAUGAAAUAGACAGAAAUAAAAAAUUAGAUAUAAAAAGUGAUCUUUAUAAUCAUUAUAUCCUAAAUUUACAAAUAAAAAAUAUUUAUUACGAUUUGAUUGAAAAAAAUAAAAUAUUUAUAGAUCAUAUUCAACUAGUAAAAGAUGAAAAAGAACCAUGUUUAUUAUUUUUAAAAUUAAACACAAAUAAUUAUGAAAUAAAAAGUGAUUAUAUAAUAAUUCAAGAUAUAGAAUAUCUUAAAAAUAUAAUAAAUGAUGAAAAUAUAUUUUAUACUAUUUAUAAAAUAUUAGAUACAUAUACUUUCUUUUUUUUGUGUAAUGAAAAAUGUAAUGUAAAAGACAAAUUUAUGUAUUCACUUUUUAAAGCAAAAAUUAUACAAUUCUUAAAAAAAAAUAAUAUUGUCAUUUUUUUAAGUAUAGAAAUAAGUAAGCCUAAGCACGUUCUUGAUUUUAUUAAUUCAGACAUAUUAAAAACGGAAAAAAAAAAGAAGCAUACAUUCAAAAAUAAUUAUAUACACAACCAGAAAAGGGCUGAAAAGGGCUGA
Molecule: messenger RNA, 1125 nt
Organism: Plasmodium yoelii
Lineage: Eukaryota; Apicomplexa; Aconoidasida; Haemosporida; Plasmodiidae
Product: conserved Plasmodium protein, unknown function
Exons: 2
Coding region: 1-1125 (374 amino acids)
Source: RefSeq, a predicted model, not a curated record